AUGCUGAUCACUCUAAACUUAUGCCUGUAUCUGUCCUUUACAUUUAUCCCUCCUGCUUUCAACUCAGACUUCUGUCAAAGCCAGGGACACUUCAAGUUGAAUGGGAUGUACCAGGAUGGAGACUUCAUCAUCGGAGGCCUGUUUGAGGUUCAGCACCUCAAAGUCUUCCCAGAACUGAGUUUCAGAAUGAAGCCAGAACAGCCCAAGUGUGAGGAAUUUUAUAUGUCAAGUUUCCAGCAGGCACAGACCAUGGUUUUCGCUAUAGAUGAGAUAAACAAGAAUCCAAAAUUACUGCCUAACAUCACUCUUGGUUACCAUCUUUAUGACAACUGUUUGAAACUUGUAGUAGCAUUCAGGGCUGCUACAACUCUUAUUAGUGGGACAGAGGAGACAUUUUCAAACCUCAAUUGCACUGGCUCACCACCAGUAAUAGCUAUUGUUGGGGAUCCUGGGUCAACUCACUCUAUUGCAGUUUCUAGUGUAUUGGGUCUGUUUCGUUUUCCUAUGAUUAGCUACUACGCCACCUGCUCCUGUUUGAGUGACAGAAAAAAGUACCCCUCUUUCUUCAGAACAAUCCCCAGUGAUGCUUUCCAGGUGCGAGCUAUGGUACAGAUCUUAAAAUAUUUUGGAUGGACCUGGGUUGGUGUCCUCUAUAGUGAUGAUGACUAUGGCAUCUACGCUGCUCAGGCCUUCCACCAGGAAAUGCAGCGGUUUGGAGGUUGUGUGGCUUUUUCUGAAAUAAUGCCUUAUGAUAAUCACAGGGACAUUCAGCGCAUAGUGGCAGUGAUUAAGGCCUCUACAGCCAAAGUAGUGGUGGCAUUUUCAACUGAUCUGUUACCCCUGAUGGAUGAGUUAUUACUGCAAAAUGUGACAGGCAGGCAGUGGAUUGCAAGUGAGGCUUGGAGCAUCUCACCUGUCCUCCACCUUCCACGUUUUGUACCCCUUAUUGGAGGCACGCUGGGCAUUGCCAUCCGUCGUGGAGAGAUUAAGGGACUUCAUGAAUUUCUAAUAUGCCUUCAUCCUGACAGUGAUCCAAGAAAUAAUAUGGUGAGAAUCUUCUGGGAGAACAUGUUUAAAUGCAAAUUUGAGAAUGGAAGCAAAGAUGGAGAAAAAGUGUGUACAGUCCAUGAAGAUCUGAACAGCACAGUUAAUGAAUAUAAUGAUGUAUCAGAGCUAAGGGCCUCUUAUAAUGUGUAUAAGGCAGUUUAUGCUCUAGCACAUGCUCUUCAUGACCUGAUCCAGUGUGAAGAGGGGAGAGGACCAUUCAGUAAGAACAGCUGUGCUGACAUAACCAACCUACAGCCAUGGCAGCUGGUUCACUACAUACAGAAAGUGAACUUCACCACAGGCUUUGGGGAUCACGUGUCAUUUAAUGAGAAUGGAGAUGCUUUGGCCAUAUAUGAUGUGAUGAACUGGCACCCAAGUUCUGAUGGGUCGAUUUUUGUUCGCACAGUAGGUGUGGUAGAUGAAGGGGCGGCAACAGGGAACGUGCUAACACUGGAUGAAAAUGCAAUAUACUGGAACUUUGAGACAAAAAAACCCCCACGGUCUGUGUGCAGUGAAAGUUGCCCCCCAGGAACCAGACGAGCCACAAGGAAGGGUCUUCCUGUCUGCUGUUUUGACUGCCUGCCAUGCGGAGAUGGAGAGAUUUCCAAUACAUCAGAUUCUAAUGAAUGUACAGUGUGUCCAAAUGAUUUCUGGUCCAGCCCAGAAAAUAAUCGCUGUAUCCCCAAAGAUGUUGAGUUUCUCUCCUAUGAGGAUCCUCUGGGUAUCUCACUGACCACUGCAUCUCUGCUUGGCUCCUACUUCUGUGCUAUUGUGAUGGUUAUAUUUACUCAUCAUCGUAACACUCCUGUAGUACGUGCCAACAAUUCAGAGCUCAGCUUCCUCCUGCUGUUGUCACUCAAACUGUGUUUCCUGUGUGUGUUGCUGUUCAUUGGCCGGCCACAAUUGUGGACGUGUCAAUUAAGACAUGCCAUGUUUGGUAUUAGUUUUGUCCUGUGCGUCUCCAGCAUCCUGGUCAAGACUAUGGUGGUAAUAGCAGUGUUCAAGUCAUCUCGACCUGAGGGUAAAAGUGCCAUGAAAUGGUUUGGAGCAGCUCAACAAAGAGGCACUGUGGUCAUCCUUACUGCAGUCCAAGUUGUGAUAUGUGCAAUCUGGCUCUCAAUUGCCUCUCCAACACCCCAUAAAAACAUCAUGUAUAUCAGAUCUAAAAUAGUGUAUGAAUGUGCUAUUGGCUCAGUGACUGGGUUUGCCAUUCUGCUGGGAUACAUUGGCCUCCUGGCUGCAGUAAGCUUUCUGUUAGCUUUUCUAGCAAGGAAUCUUCCAGAUAACUUUAAUGAAGCUAAAUUUAUUACCUUCAGCAUGUUGAUCUUCUGUGCUGUGUGGAUUGCGUUUGUUCCAGCAUAUGUGAGCUCACCAGGGAAAUAUGCCGUGGCUGUGGAGAUAUUUGCCAUUUUAGCUUCUAGUUUUGGAUUACUGGGGGCAAUAUUUGCUCCAAAGUGCUACAUCAUUAUAUUACAUCCAGAGAGAAACACUAAAAAAGCAAUCAUGGGAAGAAUAGGCAAAAAUAAAUAA
Messenger RNA from Pimephales promelas (fathead minnow), 2577 nucleotides. Its product is annotated as extracellular calcium-sensing receptor-like. The record is from RefSeq and is a predicted model, not a curated record. NCBI's taxonomy places the organism in Eukaryota, Metazoa, Chordata, Actinopteri, Cypriniformes, Leuciscidae. Gene Ontology annotation, cellular component: plasma membrane. Gene Ontology annotation, biological process: G protein-coupled receptor signaling pathway. Gene Ontology annotation, molecular function: G protein-coupled receptor activity.